ACUUGCUUUUGAGUCGUCCAACAGUGAAUUUGGUUGUUGCCAACUUUCAAGUGUUUUGUCCCUAAUCACCUCUUGUCAGAACAAAUAUUAACCUUCUUAUUCAACUGUGUUAGUGCACGUCGAUAUAUAAAAAUAAAGAUAAGCAAAAAAAAUACAAUAAAAAGAUGGCAAAUCGCAAUCCAGCAGAGAACCAAUUGAACAACUUCAAAGAUACGGUCAAGGCCCCUGGAGUUGUUACAACGGGUAAUGGGGCUCCAAUUGGAACAAAAACUGCAACGCAAACUGCAGGACCUCGUGGACCUGUUUUGUUGCAAGAUGUGAGUUUCAUCGAUGAAAUUACUCAUUUCGAUCGUGAACGUAUUCCAGAACGAGUUGUUCAUGCUAAAGGAGCGGGAGCCUUCGGUUACUUUGAAGUUACGCACGAUAUUACCAAGUACUGUGCUGCUAAAGUGUUUGAAAAGGUUGGCAAACGCACUCCUAUUGCAGUUCGUUGUUCAACUGUUGGAGGAGAAUCUGGAUCAUCUGAUACAGCACGGGAUCCUCGUGGCUUCGCCGUAAAAUUCUAUACUGAUGACGGUAUAUGGGAUUUGACAGGAAAUAACACUCCAAUUUUCUUCAUUCGAGAUCCAAUUUUAUUCCCGAGUUUCAUUCAUACUCAAAAACGGAAUCCUGCAACUCACUUGAAGGACCCUGAUAUGUUUUGGGAUUUUAUCACUUUGCGUCCUGAAACAACGCAUCAAGUCAUGUUCUUGUUCGGUGAUCGUGGGAUCCCUGAUGGUUAUCGUCACAUGAACGGAUAUGGUUCACAUACCUUUAAACUUGUCAAUGCUAAAGGCGAACCAUUUUAUUGCAAGUUUCAUUACAAAACGGAUCAAGGAAUCAAGAACAUGGAUGUUAAGCGCGCAGCAGAAUUAGAUGGACAAGAUCCAGAUUAUGCAAUUCGAGAUCUUUACAAUGCUAUUGCGAAAGGCAAUUAUCCAAGUUGGACAAUGUCAAUUCAAGUAAUGACUUUCGAACAAGCAGAGAAAUGCAAAUUCAAUCCAUUUGAUUUAACUAAAGUUUGGCCUCAAGCUGAAUAUCCCUUAAUUAAGGUCGGUAAAAUGGUAUUGGAUCGCAAUCCAAAUAACUACUUUGCUGAAGUUGAGCAAAUUGCUUUCAAUCCAGGACAUUUGGUUCCCGGAAUUUUACCGUCUCCUGAUAAAAUGUUACAAGCUCGUUUAUUCUCGUAUGGAGAUACCCAUCGCCAUCGCCUUGGCGCAAAUCAUUUACAAUUACCCGUAAAUUGUCCAUACAAAUGUCCCGUAAAGAACUAUCAACGUGAUGGACCAAUGUGUUUCAGCGACAAUCAAGCAGGGGCACCGAAUUAUUUCCCAAAUUCGUUUAGCGGGCCUGCUGAAUGCGAGCGUGCUCGUAAAUUGAUCGAUAGCAAGCAUGAUAAACUUGUUGGAGAUGUUAAUCGUUAUGACACAGGCGAUGAAGACAACUAUUCGCAAGCAAGCAUUUUUUGGAAUAAAGUUUUGGAUGCUGAUGCCAAGAAACGUUUGAUAAACAAUAUCGCUGGGCACUUGUGCAAUGCUUCGCCAUUCCUUCAAGAACGUGCUGUAAAGAAUUUCAGCAAUGUAAGUCCUGACUUUGGAAAACAAUUAACUGAAGCAUUGAACAUGAAACGUACUGCAAACUUGUAAAGAAGGUGCUGUUACGAAAAUAAUUAUUGCAUUUUUGAAACAUUAAUUUCAUGUUAGUCACAUUUAUUGUACCUUACCUAUACAUUAUCUAUAUAUCAUUGGGAGCAUACUUUUUUUAUAUGGGCUUUGCUUAACACAACAAACAAUAAAAUGUUUUUUACAUGUUUA
This is a messenger RNA of Culicoides brevitarsis, 1853 nucleotides long. RefSeq names its product catalase-like. Gene Ontology annotation, cellular component: cytoplasm; mitochondrion; peroxisome. Gene Ontology annotation, molecular function: catalase activity; heme binding. The transcript is spliced from 3 exons. Lineage: Eukaryota; Metazoa; Arthropoda; Insecta; Diptera; Ceratopogonidae. The record is from RefSeq and is a predicted model, not a curated record. Gene Ontology annotation, biological process: hydrogen peroxide catabolic process; response to hydrogen peroxide. Bases 165 to 1685 code for a protein of 506 amino acids.